GAUUCCCAUCAGACAAAAGUAAUAGUGCAGUCAAAAUACAAACCAUGUCAACUUUAAGUCAACAACGUAAACUAGUUGAACAACUACGUCAAGAAGCAAAUUUAAAUCGUCGUCCUGUUUCUGAAUGUGUGCAAGAAAUGAUUGUGUUUAUGGAGCAGAAUCGAGAAAAAGAUUGUCUAGUUUCAGGAUUUGCGAGUAAGAAGGAUAAUCCAUUCCAAGAAAAAGGCGGAUGCGUGGUGAUUUAGGCAACUUGUUAAAUGGAUGAUAGAACAAACUUAGACUCAAUGUUCAAUUAUCCUUAUGCUCCUUACUUCUCUGCUUAUUUAACGAACAUUUCGUUUUUCCUGAAGAAUGUGGGGAAACUAGUUCAAUG
Schistosoma guineensis is the source of this 373-nucleotide messenger RNA. Lineage: Eukaryota; Metazoa; Platyhelminthes; Trematoda; Strigeidida; Schistosomatidae. The record is from the annotation of a GenBank genome assembly.